AACGGAUGAUAGAAUGAUAUCAACAUUAAAGGUAAUUAUAAUUUUGAUCUGAGCAAUACUUUCUUCAAAUCAAAUUUUGUUUCACUUUAGAGUGUCGACACAAAUACUUGAACAUUAAAGUUAAUUGCUGGUUAAUAGUGUGCAAGAACAACCAGCUACUUGUUAUUAGUCGAUUAUUAUAUUAAAUAAGUUUUGGCCACUUUAAUAACGAGGAUGUUACCUCUUGCUUUAGCUGACGUUAUUCAAUCAACCAAAGGUUUAUCAAUCUAUUUCAUUGGCUUUCUCAUCUUUUGUCUUAUUUACAAUAGAUGGAAGAUAAGUUAUUGGUACAGAAAUGGGAUUCCUGGGCCUAAAUCAAUCCCAUUUGUUGGAAAUGCUUUGGAUUUAUUGUUCAAGCCGAGCUUUGAAACUGAGCUAGACUAUGUCAGAAAAUAUGGUAAAAUAGUUGGGAUUUACCAUGGAUGUCAACCUAACCUGAUUAUUGCCGAUCCAGAUUUGAUUAAAUCGAUCACAGUGAAAGAGUUUUCCUGUUUUCCCGAGAGUUUCAGUUUUCCAUAUUUGUCACCCAUUGAGCGUAAAUUUUUGACUGUACUUUAUGGAAACGAAUGGAAACGCGUUCGCUCAUUGUUGUCACAAACCUUUACCACAGGAAAACUCAAGAAAGUGUUUGAAUUGAUUAAAAGCUGCAUGGUCAGUCGUCUUGAUGAUUUAAGGCUGUCACAAGAUAACUUGGAAAGCUCAUUUAUCGAUGUCAAACAUUUCUGGGGACGUUAUAAUUUGGAUGUAACAGCCAAAGCCUUUUUUGGCACUGAUCUUAACGUUUACUCUCAAUCAAAAGCCCAACAAGUGCUUUACAAUUUUGAGCAAACAUUUAAAACUAACCCGAUUUCCAUGAUAAUUAACAUGGUUGCACCUGAAUGGUUUAAUAGAUUAACUCGUCAAAGUGCCUUUAAUACUGAAAAUUUGGAAUAUUUGGAGAAAUUAGCUGAAGCUGUGAUUGAAGCUCGCAAGGAACACAAUCCAAAUCAUAAAUACAAUGAUUUUCUUCAACUGCUCUUAGAGUCUGAGGUGAAUGAAGACACCAAUGAAUCUAAUUGUGAGGGCAAAAGUGUCUCUAAUGACAUUAACAGACAAAGAUUAAGUACCGAUGAAAUCGUUUCAUCAGCAGUUAUUUUUCUGAUUGCUGGCUAUGAAACUACAUCAACUCUGUUAUCUUGGACUUGCUAUGAAUUAACACGAAAUCCUGAUAUUCAAGAGAAACUUUACUCAGAAAUUGAUAGUCUGACUGAUGUUAAUUAUGAAACUAUACCAGUUAUACUUUUACCCCGAGUAGCCCAUUCUGAUUAUCAAUUACCAGGAAAAGGUUCACCCGUUUUACCCAAAGGAUCAAAAGCUUUCAUUUCCAUCUACGCUCUUCACCAUAAUCCUGAAUAUUAUCCAGAACCUUAUGUUUUUCAACCUGAAAGAUUUUUACCGGAAAAUCGAUCUAAAAUUAAACCAUUCACUUUCCUUCCCUUUGGUUCGGGACCUAGACUGUGCAUUGGAAUGAGAUUUGCUUUAAUUAAUGCUAAAUUAGCUUUGGCUCUAUUCCUCAAACAAUACAAAUUAGUUGAUAAUGUACAUACAACAAAAGACAUUGAACACAUCUUUCAAUUCGGUGUCUUGGCUGCUAAAAAUUUAAAGGUUGGAAUUGAAAAAAGGAAUUGAAUAUUUUUUAUAUUUCUUAUGUAAUUUUUUUGUGAUUCAAAAUUUUUAAAUUAUAAUUAUUUAUUUUUUAAA
Tetranychus urticae (two-spotted spider mite) is the source of this 1779-nucleotide messenger RNA. NCBI's taxonomy places the organism in Eukaryota, Metazoa, Arthropoda, Arachnida, Trombidiformes, Tetranychidae. The record is from RefSeq and is a predicted model, not a curated record.